Molecule: messenger RNA, 2403 nt
Organism: Lodderomyces parapsilosis
Lineage: Eukaryota; Fungi; Ascomycota; Pichiomycetes; Serinales; Debaryomycetaceae
Product: esterase/lipase family protein
Exons: 1
Coding region: 1-2403 (800 amino acids)
Biological process (GO): lipid metabolic process
Molecular function (GO): triacylglycerol lipase activity
Source: RefSeq, a predicted model, not a curated record
AUGGUUUCCACAAGAGAGUCACCGUUGUCGUCACCUCCGAAAUCACCUUCGGAUCAAUUAAGCUUUUUACUGCCGCAACCAACGCUUGAUGCCCAUGCUGGAACUGAUUACCAGGCCAAAUUGCUUAAUCGUGAGGAAAUACUGGACGACGAAGAUAGUAUGGACUCUGAAGAAGAAGAAGACGACGGCGCCGAGGCAAAUGGAGGUGCUGAAAACAUCAAUAUACACAGUUAUGAUGCAAUAAAUGCCAACGGUAAACACAAUGGUGGAGCCAGCAGUGUGAACAGCAAUGACAAUGAAGACCAAGUUCGUGAAUAUAAUCCAGUUUCCGCAACCCAUACACUAAGUCGACGUUUAACUAAAUCAGAUGCAGAAUCCCUUGUUGGUGGUGAUUCGAUCAAAGAUGUUCAUGAUGAAUACGAAGCCGACAAGAAUAGAGCCCACCCCACUGCUGACCCUGAUCAGCCUACUGAAGAUCAGGAAGUUAAAAUUGGUGAUCAUACAUUCACCGAUAACAAGAUGAAGCAAUACAACCCCCAGCAAAAAGUGUUUUCAUUUUCUUUACCAUUUGGUGGUGGGUUUUCAUCACUACGAGAAAACUUGACUAGGCAUCUAAGUCUGUUGAAAAAGAUUGAUGUACCUUUUGUUGGACACGAGAAUGACCACAAGAUUGAUGAAGAACUACAUCGUAAAGUUGAACAACGAUUACAACGCCAACAAUCAAUUAGCACUAUUGACGAAGAAAACUAUUUCAAGGGGUUCAAGGGGGUAGAUGGUGGUAGAUCAGAAGCCGUUAGACAUGCAAUAACAUCCAACUUGACUGAGUUGAUCCCACACAAGAACAAAAAGGAAUUGGCUGAUUACGAAACCAUAUAUGAUCGAAUUGAUGGAAAUAUUGUCAUCAUGGGAGGUUAUAGAGGGUCCAUUCUUCGAGAUGCCAAGACUCAUAAACGUGUGUGGAUUCCAUUGAAAGCUGGAUUUAAUUUACGCAAAAUCAAUCUUCUCUUGGGACCAAAUAAGGAAGAUGAGUUGAAUGCCGAAGAUAAAAUCUAUCCCGAUGGAAUACUAUCUCAUAUUGGACCCAUCGAUAUUUGUCGCAAACUUAUCAAGAAACUAGAUGCCAACCCAAAAGUCAAUAUGCAAGAGUUUGGCUACGAUUGGCGUCUAAGUGGUGAUUAUGUGUCUCAAAAAUUGGAGCGAUUCCUAGCCAAGAUUUAUCAAGAAACUGGUAAACCCACAUUGGUGAUUGCACAUUCCAUGGGCGGAUUAAUGGUUCAUGGGGCAGUACAAAGAAACCCCAAAUUGUUUCGAUCGGUUGUGUAUGUGGGCUCUCCCAGUGAAUGUUUAAACAUUCUUGGUCCCAUAAGAUUUGGUGAUUCGGUUUUGCUAUCAGACAAGAUCUUGACAUUUGAAACUAAUUUCAUGAUGAGAUCGAGUUUCAUCUUUUUACCACUAAGUGGGGAAACUUUUUAUAAUUACAAAACAAAGGAAAAAUACAAGAUUGAUUUUUUCAAUCCUGAAUCUUGGAUUGAGUAUAAUUUAAACCCCUUGGUUUCAGAAAAGAGGAAAUUGGAAGCUGAAGCUAAAUCCAAAAAGUUGAAGGAUAAAGACAAUCUGGUGGGGAGAACUUUGAGUAUGUCAAGUCUUGGAUCAACCAAAUCUCCCUCGCCUCCUUCAUCAGUCACUUCAUCAUCAACCUUUCCUAGUAUCAACCUGAUUAGUUCGAAAUUUUCUAAAAUGUAUCGAUCAUCAUCAUUGAAAAAGAGCAAAACCAGUGCUGAUUCAGCAGCAUCAGUACCUAUAUCGUCGUCUUCAUCGUCAUCUACUCCUCCACCACCAUCAUCCAAAGGCACGACUGCUUCCGAACCUCAACCACCGGCAGCAACUACCUCGGUACCUGGCGUGGACUCCACUGGCAAUCAAUCAACACCACACCCGGACCACUAUUCAUUCACAUUUGCUGAAGCAUAUCGCUACUUGAGUGAAACCCUCGAAUCAACCAAGAAAUAUAUACUUUCACUAGAACACGAUCCCAAAUUAGCUGCAGAGUACCCACCAAUGGCCAUAGUCUACGGCAACAAGAUCCCCUCAGUACGAGGAUCCUUGGUGCGUCUGAGACAAGAUAUAAAAGAUGGAAAUUAUUACGAAUUCUUUUAUGGACACGGUGAUGGAGUCAUUCAUCAAAAAUGGCUCAUGCCGGAGAAAAAGGGGUUUACAUUUUAUGAUAAACAUACAGGUACGGGAGAAAUUGUCGGCAAGUUUGCUAGUGAUGCCGCUCAUGUUGGAUUAAUGACUGAUUUCGAUACCAUGGGUAAAGCUUUAAAUGCAGUGUUUGAAGCGGAGAAGUGUUGGGAACAAAAGAAACUAAAGCAAAAGAGAAUGAUGAACCAGAAACUAGAUUAG